AUUUUGAACUGUGGCUGGGGCGGUGGCGGUGGUGGCGGCGGCGGCGGCGGCGAAGGAUGCACCCGGCAGGCUUGGCGGCGGCGGGGACGCCCCGGCAGCGUAAGUGGCCCUCGAAGCGGAGGGUACCAGUGUCCCAGCCAGGCAUGGCUGACCCCCACCAGCUUUUCGACGACACAAGUUCAGCCCAGAGCCGGGGCUACGGGGCCCAGCGGGCACCUGGCACCCUGGGCUACCCUGCGGCCUCCGGCUCACCCCAGACGGCCUUCCUGGCUGAUCCUGUGUCCAACAUGGCCAUGGCCUAUGGGAGCAGCCUGGCUGCCCAGGGCAAGGAGCUGGUGGAUAAGAACAUUGACCGCUUCAUCCCAGUCACCAAGCUAAAAUAUUACUUCGCCGUGGACACCAUGUAUGUGGGCAAAAAGCUGGGCCUGCUCUUCUUCCCCUACCUGCACCAGGACUGGGAGGUGCAGUACCAGCAGGACACACCAGUGGCUCCCCGCUUUGAUGUCAACGCCCCGGACCUCUACAUUCCAGCCAUGGCGUUCAUCACCUACGUCUUAGUGGCUGGCCUGGCGCUGGGGACCCAGGAUAGGUUCUCCCCAGAUCUCCUGGGGCUACAGGCGAGCUCGGCGUUGGCCUGGCUGACACUGGAGGUGCUGGCCAUCCUGCUCAGCCUCUACCUUGUCACUGUCAACACAGACCUCACCACUAUCGACCUGGUGGCCUUCUUGGGCUAUAAAUAUGUUGGGAUGAUUGGUGGGGUCCUCAUGGGCCUGCUCUUUGGGAAGAUUGGCUACUACUUGGUGCUGGGCUGGUGCUGUGUGUCCAUCUUUGUGUUCAUGAUCCGGACGCUGCGGCUGAAGAUCCUGGCCGAGGCCGCGGCCGAGGGCAUCCCGGUCCGCGGGGCGCGGAACCAGUUGCGCAUGUACCUGACCAUGGCCGUGGCCGCGGCACAGCCCCUGCUCAUGUACUGGCUCACCUUCCACCUGGUGCGGUGAAGGCGGCCCGCGACGCCUCCAGCUGCUGCUUCCGGCGGCCUCCGCGCUGCCGCCACUCAUCUCCCGGCCCCCAGCCGGCCACAGGGUCCGCCCGGUAGCCCGAGACCCUCCCUCCCCCCACCCACCCCGCCGAGGUGCUGAGAUUUCCAGCUGCACAGGCCGCCCCCAGCAGGGCGGCCACUGUUCCGGAAACAAUAAACCGUGAUGGGCACGGCG
Messenger RNA from Sus scrofa (pig), 1211 nucleotides. It is a transcript of the gene YIF1B, whose product is annotated as Yip1 interacting factor homolog B, membrane trafficking protein. Gene Ontology annotation, cellular component: Golgi membrane; endoplasmic reticulum-Golgi intermediate compartment; endoplasmic reticulum membrane. Lineage: Eukaryota; Metazoa; Chordata; Mammalia; Artiodactyla; Suidae. Gene Ontology annotation, biological process: endoplasmic reticulum to Golgi vesicle-mediated transport. The record is from RefSeq and is a predicted model, not a curated record.